Molecule: messenger RNA, 1239 nt
Organism: Toxotes jaculatrix (banded archerfish)
Lineage: Eukaryota; Metazoa; Chordata; Actinopteri; Toxotidae
Product: complement C1q and tumor necrosis factor-related protein 9-like
Exons: 3
Coding region: 613-1050 (145 amino acids)
Molecular function (GO): protein binding
Source: RefSeq, a predicted model, not a curated record
AUAAACAUGAUCAUGUAGAAAACAACUUGUAUUGCUUAAAGUGUUUGUAUUUCUUUUAAAUUAUAAUUAUCACUUUUAUUAGUAUAGAAACAGAUAGUAAACAAGUGCAGAGAGAUAAGGAUGUGACAUGUAACAUUUUUUAUAUAUAAUUUACUAUCUUUUUUCCCCCAUUUCACAAUGUUUUUAACAGAAUCAUGUCACACCACUGUCAAUCUUCAGUCAUGGCAUAUGACAACUGUUCUACACCCAGUGAAAAGUAGAAAGUAUGUGUGGCUGCUGAAGAGUCACUUUAUCCUCCUUCAGUCACUGGGUGUUGCUCCUGUAUGUAUAAGAAAUGUACAAAGGUUGAUACCUGUAAACAGAAUAUUUUCUUUUUGCCUAGCUGUCCUGCUAUUUUUGCAUGGAUUAGUCUGUAUUAUUAUACUGUGUAUGUUUUCAGUAUGUCUUUCCAAAAGUUUCCAAAAGAAUUUAAAGAACAAGUUAGCCAGGAAUCUAAAGGCUUUAGGGGGAAAGGUUUCCGGUUGAUUGCAGACAAACAGCUGUACUCUGUGUCUGUGCUCGUCUUUCUGGAUUUUUACACAACAGAGGUGCACAUCAUCUGAAGUCUUAGUCAUGGCUGAUGUUCCUGGUCGCGGAGACAGCGUUUCUCCUUCAGGCACCGUAGCCUUCACAGCCAAGCUGAACAUCAGUGACAGCUACCCCUGUCACUCUGGGGUCCUCAAGUUUGCCACUGUGCUGCUCAACGAGGGAGGAGGCUACAGUCCUAGCACGGGCAUCUUCACCUGCACCGAGGAUGGCUUCUAUCACUUCACUGUGAAUGCAUCAGUCUAUGGGCGUGGGCAGUGUGGUCUGUUCAAGAACGGAGAGAAAGUAGUGUCUCUGUAUCACACAUCCCUCCCUGAUAAAUGCAGCCAAGUGGCCAGUGUCAGCUGUGUGGUCAAACUGCGGAAGGGAGACGAGGUCUGGGUGAAUCUCUGGGGGCCUGGCAGGAACGACAUCUUUGCAACUGAGGAUAAUGACACUGUCUUUUCUGGGUUUCGUUUGGGUUAAUAACAUCAGUGUCAAAAUGUCAGUCGGGUUUGUUGGUGUUUUCCUGGUGAAUAUAGGAAAACAGUGUUUUAUAACAAAACAAAACCAAACGCAUGUGCCUUUGCAUCAAUAAAUGUAAUUGUUUUAAUGAAACAAACUGAACUGUGUCAAUCAAUUGCUACAUGCCAAUAUUAAUACAAUAAAAUACAU